AGUCCAUCGAAUUUUUCCUCGCGAUUUUCGGAAAUUGUGCAAUUUUCAGCGCAUUGGCACGGCCAAAAGUAAGAUCCACCGGUGUUGGAAGUGAUUCGCGAUCGUAACGUACUCGAGUGCAGUGGCAGUGUUCGGUUCCGGGGGAAAUUUCUGUGAAAAACAGUGAAAAGUUUGUCCUUCAAGGAGUUUUCCACCACUUUUUUUCUCGCCUGGCUUUGAGAAAGGCACUCGUGGGUGUGCGUGCGGAGCUGGACGCUCGUGGUGUCGGAAUGCGUGUGUGUAUGUGAUUAGCGUCGAACUAGUCUAACAGUGUGGUUCCGAUAAAUAAAAUUUGUUUACAAUUUGUGCGGGUGUGUUGGUGACGGUGCGGUGUUUGUGGCUUGACAGCCGAUCGGCUGUAGACGAAAAGCUUCGUUAAAAGACGAAGCAGCUGACAACAAACGUUCGUGUCUGGAUUCGUGCGGGGAUCGGUUCGUAUUCGGGUCGGAGUCGUGACAUCGUGUCCCGUUCGGUCGCUUUUCGUUCGAUUUCGCGUUCGUUCGUCGCAAAUGGCCCGUGCAAAAGUCUACAAACAGCAAGACAAGUGAUUUAAACGGCGUUGUUUACGCGUGUGUGUUUAUGUCGCGUCUUUUGCGUGAUAGUAUUGUUGCUUUUUUUUCGGUUUGUGGUGGCGGAUCUGCUGCGGUUAAGGUUUUUUCUUCGUUUUCUCUUCUGUGCACGAUAUUUUCAUCACGCGCGCAUUCAUCUGCCAGAGGGAACAACUAAGUCGAAGGGAAAAAACGUUCAUACAGAAGCUGAAAAUACAUCUCAAUCGCCGUCAAGAAGCGAGAAAGCCAUCAGAAAGUGUAGACACAGGCAGCAAUAAAUACAAACGCUCGUGGAAAAGCGACGUUUUUCCGAUUGUGUGACUGCGAUUGUAUCUUUCUCGCCUGGAAGCAGUACAGAGUCAAGGACGGUUGAGGUGUCAUCCAUCGGGAUUCCAGUUGAAUACCCUCGAGCGAAAAUUAUGGAUUAUGACAAGUUGUCGUUCAUAGUUUAGAAAUAACGCAUGAAGACGAAGAAACAAUUGGCAGCGGCCGCUGCAGCGGCAGCAGCAGCCGCUGAAAAUAAAGCCGCAUCCGUCGAAAGUUCUCACAUCACUGUUCCUACAACCAUCACUGCGACAUCAGUUGUCACCAAGAAAGUACUGAAACGUCUUCAGCCUAAAACCAAAGAAGUAUCACCUAAAUCAAAUGACCAACAGCAAUCAAAUCCAUCAAUUGGCCCUGCCAGUGAAUCGCCGACCAGACAACCGAAAUCAUCGGCAGCAAAAACUAAAUCUCCAAUACGCACAAAGCAAGAUUCAGUGGCACCUAAUUCUGUUGUUGCCAAGAAUGUCAAAAAUACAUCUACAAGCUCUGUCAACGCUCCUUCGGGAUCCAAAGUGAAGAAAUCACAACCCGCAACUGGAGCGAAAAAACCCAACACAGAGAGGAAGAAGAUGCAAAAAGAAUUGAAUAAUUUGGGUAUUACCGAUAGGGCCAUCACUCAAAUCGACACAGCCGCAGUCAAUCGUCCGUGCAACCCGUCAAUCAGUGAGAUGGUUAAAACCAAGUCGCGUGCCACCGUCAGUCAGCAAAAAAUUACCGACUUUGGCGCCCUGGGUGGUCCCUCGGUUUCCCAGAAAAUUGCUACCGCUGCGACUAAUGUCUCGGCGACGGAGGUUCCUAAGCCUUCAGAACAGGUUGGGGUGACCACUCCCACUAAGAAGAAGCCAGCCACCAAAACAAAGGACACCAAACAAGAGGAUGGUGCGAAAAACAAAACCCCAGUCACGGUUCAGUCGAUAAUGCCCAGUAUACAACCUUCUUCCCAACCUUUGCUCCAGUCCGGUGAUGCUAAGGAAGAUGUUAAAACGCCGCCGAUCGGAACGAAACAAUCGGAUGGCAAAAAUAAGGCGAAAAAGCAACCCGAAAAUAAAGAUGAUAAUAAUGCCGCCGCCGCCUCCAAUGUUGAGCAGCAACCUCAAAAGACGGGUAAAAAGAAUUCAUCAGUCGCUCCCAAGCCGAGAGCUAAAUCCAAGAAAGCGAUCCUUCAAGAGAAAAGGGCAGCGGAAUUGAAAGCUGCUGAAGAGAAGGCGGCGGAAAUUGCGGCUGCUGCCGCAGCUAAGCAAGAAGCCGAAGAUAAACUAAGGCUUGAAGAAGAUCAAACUUGUUCCCUCGAGCUAGUAGAAUCCGACGAUAAGAACGAUGAGGAGGAAGUCCAAAGCCGCAUUGAAGAUAUCAUGAAAUCGCUAGAAGAUGACGACGACGAAGAUGUGGGGAUGGGGCCGCUCAUGGUUAAGCCUAAUCUGGAGGAGAAAGAACCUGAGAAACAACCAUUAAAAGGCAUCAAAAGCAAAACUGAUUCGCAAAAAUUGAAGAAAACAUUGCUUAACAAGGCCAAUGAAGAUAAAAUAGAACUAUCUGGAUUGUCAGUGAAAGCUUCAAUAUAUCAAAGCACACCUAAGACUAUUACAAAACGGAAAAGUACUAAGCCAAGAAAGCCUUCUGCAAAGAAAAAACCUGAAACGAAACGUGAAUCUGAAUCUCAGAAAAUUAUUCCGGAUUCUAUAAGUCCUGAAAAAUACUCAAUCCCAAUUAUCAAUAAACAGCCGAAUACAGCAGACCAGUGUUCAAGUUCCUCGGCUAACGAAUCAACUCAAAGCACAGUCGAAACGAAAAAUGUCGAAAAAUCUAAAUCCCCUGAACCAACCAAAACCAUUCGUUCCUCUACGGAGAAUGAUGAUGAUGUUCCCCUAAACAAACUCAAAGACCAACCAGGAAAACCGGAAUCAUUUGCAAUUCCUCAAACACCUCCCUCUGUCGAACCCAGUCUCAGCACACCCGCAACUCCACAGUCAAACGAACAGUCAACCGAACCUCCGGCUAAGUCCAAGCGAAAAUAUGUCCGCAAAACUCCAACUAAUAGCAAAAGGAAGCUUACGAAAGCAGCGAGUGUCGCCUCGGCAAAAGAUGCGAAAGAUAAGCUACCCACGGAGAAAAAGGAUGUGUACGACUUUGACGAAUCGGAAAGUGACACCGAUGGUCCAGUGAAACCAGAGAAACCCGUCUUCAAACGAAAACAGGUUCACGCCAGUUGCGCUAAGGAAGACGAACUGGAGGAUGAGCCAGACAAGGAUAAAACUACAUUUGAAAAAGAUAGCAUACCCGAUGUCGUUGAGAUGAAGAAGUUGGAGUGUGAAAACGAAUCUGAAAAGGGCGAAACAUGUGCAAAGAAUGAGGAAUUGUCCAAAGUUAAAGUGGUAGGUAAACCAAAGGCACAAUUCAUGGUAAGCGAUUCCGAUUCGGAGCAAAGUGAGGAAGACAAACCCCUCAGAAAACCGAGCAAACCAACCCCAAAGCCAAAAGUAACGAAACCACCACCCAGAGAGUCUAUCACCGAUUCCGAAGCGGAGGAAUCCGAAGAUGACGACAAAGAGCGUGAUCCGGACGAACGACCCGAGACUCCCGUGAGUAGAAAAAUCAAACAAGAGGUUCGCGACUCAUCGGACGAAGAUUCGGACGGGUACAGUUCGGAGGAAUCGGUACGGACCCGCAUCGUCAAAAAGCAGCUCACUGCCAAGACGCGGCACCUGAAGCUGUACGGGUUCUGGUCCGGACCGAAGCGGCACCGGGUGGCGUCGUUGAAUGCAAUCGCCAAGGUCCAUUGUCUGUAUGAGAACGAAACGCGGGCUGCGUUGGAGGCGAGCCUGAUGAAACAGGUGCCACCGAGGGCACCCAGGGCCAAGGAGGUGAAGAAGGAGAAGGUCGAAAAGGAUGAGAGUAAGGGUGCUGUGAAGGAGGAAGAUAAAAAGAGUGAGGUUCAGAAUGCGAAAAAGACACCCGUGGAAGCGGAGAAGGAUAAGCAGGACGAGAAGAAGUGCAAGGAAGAGGAGAAGAAGCAAAAGGAAGAGGAGAAGAAGAAAGUAGUGAAAGUUGUUUCGGUGAAGGAAGAGAAGAAAAAAGUGGCGAAGAAGACGGAAUUAAAGGAAGACAAGAAGAAGGAAAGAAAGAAAGUGGAAGUCAAAGAGGAGAAGAAGGAGGAAAAGAAGAAAGAGAAGAAGAAGGAUGAGACGGAAAGUGAUAGUGAAAGCGAGGAAUCCGAAGAGGAAGUUGUUACCAGAACUCUUCGUUGCGUUCCUGGUCUACGGGGUGUUGGUAAGCACUGGGAUCCAAAUGCCUCUAGCAUGGAGUCCGAAGGAGACGUCCUUCCUGAUUCUGAUGAAACCUACGCUCAGGGCAAAGAUACAGAUCCGGUCAAGAAACGCAAAGUCAAACGCAAGGUCAUCAGAAAAGUCAAACCAAAAACCAAAGCGGAAAAGGUCGAAAAGGCCGAUAAACCAAAACCCCCCGCCAAGAAGAUCAAGAAAGAAGUUAAAGCGCUUCUCUCCGAUGCGGAAAAAAUGCAUGAUGACGAGUCCAGUUCCUCAUCCGCCUGUUCCGAAAAGCCUCCCACCAAAUCAAAAACCGAUGAGCCGAAAAAGCGCAAGCGAGAACCCAAGGAAAAGAAAGAGGUGGUGGAAGUGCUGGGCAAGAAGCGAAUGGCGAGUCUAAAUGCAACGGCCAUGCUGGCCGCUACCUAUGAGGUCCAGAGAAUAUUGUAUCGAAAUACGGACUCAGAUUCGGAUAGUCCCGCUGAAAAGCCUAAGCCGAAAAAGGUCAAAGAGCAAAAAGAAACCAAGGAGGUGAAGGAGAAGGACUCUGUCAAGGCGGAGGAGAAGAAGUCUUCGAAGGCAGCGGUGAAAGAAACCAAAAACGAGGGGGAAGUGGAGCAUGCGGAAAAUACUUCCAAAACAGCAGAUAAACCGAAGGAAAAGGAAAAAGAAAAAGAUAAGGACAAAGAGAAGGAGCAUGCUCCGGAGAAGGAAGCGGAGGUACUUCUGACAAUUAAGUCGGAACCGAUGCGUGACAAAAAAGACGACACCUCCGAGGUUAAGUGCGAGCUUGAAGAGCCCCGCCCGGUUUCGAGCAACGUCGUCAUCGCGCAAGACACCGAAGUAACCAUCACCGGGGUGUAUGUUAAUUCCAGCCUGGGGUCGAACCAGGAGGCGUACUGCAAAAUGCAGUACCGCGUGCAGCAGAGUGUCACCGAAGAGCGGCUGGUGCGUCCGGGCGAGGCACCGCCCAAAUCAUACACGCCACUGACGGCCCUCUCCAGCAUGCGGCCUCCCAACGAUCAAGCUCUCUCAACACCACCACUGUUCUGUCCACCGGCUCAGUGCGACUCCCCUCUGGGACUGGUGGGACCACCCAGAGGAUUUUAUCCCCCCUCCACGUCAUCGUCGGGCAGUUCCAGCGCGUUCUGUGCCCCGAUACCCCACGACAGUCCAGGCUACUAUCAACCGGCUGGUCCGUUGAUAUCUCCGCAUCUGCUGGCCCAAGCACCACCAAGCUCUUCCUCGCAGCACAGCGCUAGCAGUAGUACCAUCACCAAACAGCCACCAGAGUCUGACUCACCGGUCCAGUCAUUACCCCAACCGCCUUCCUCGUCAACUGCAGAUAGCACCGACAGCGAUGUCCUGUUAACAGCUGGCGAUUUGUCGUCUCGAUCGCAAUCCUUCGGUCGUUACGGCCCGUCCGGUCCACCGAGCAUAUACUCCCGUCCGGUCCAGAUGCACUGUCCACCGCCGCACCUGGCGCCCAACUACUACGCGGCCCCACCCUACAGCCAGUACCCUCCGGAGAUGUACUACGCCCAUGCGUACCCGCCGGCACACUUCUACCCCAAGUUUGCCCAGUACUACCCAACGAGCCGCCGCUACUAUCCGGGCCAUCCAGGUCCUGGCGAGCACCUGUACGAACAACCGCCACCUACCACGAGUGGCCCAGUGCCACCACCAUCCGGUGCCCAACUGAUUCCGGCCGGACCACAGGGUCCCCAACAUCUGGAACACUAUCCUGGACCACCGCCGUACCCUUAUCCAGGCUACGGUAGUCCUGGUCCCGGGCCCGGUGGGCAGUGUUACCCUCGUAACCUGCAGCCUCCACCGUAUAUGGAUGCACACUACACGACCAAUUGCCCUUGUCCGAUGCAGUCGUGUCCAAAAAACGUCAAUGCUGGGUCCCUUAUUGGUAUCAAGGCCAGUAAGGGCCCAGUAGCCAGCACAACAACCCAAAACAGCCAUCAUAUCGCAAGUGCCGCAGGAGUCCAUUCUGCUGCGCCACAAACUACAGUCAACAAUAACCACGAACCGAUCCUGAUCUCCUCCGGUUCAUCAACAUCUUCUUCUCCGGCUCCACUUGAUCUACAUUCUCCUCCCAUCAUUCAUCCAGCCGAAGUUGCGACGUCGAUAUCCCGCUCCACCCCUACCAGUACCACCUCAACGGCCAGUAUAUCAAGUAUGCAUUCCUCUGUCACGUACACCACCUCAACCUCAACCACAACGACCCCCAGUUCCGCAACCCCAAUCGAGCCACAUGCUCCUAAUCCGGAGAGUGACCAUCACUCGUACAUGUAUUACCCAAACCAUCACCAUUACCAUCACCAUCAUCGUCCAUCGGCACCACCUCCAACGCAUCCGCUCCAACGACUCAGCACGCCCUCGAACCCUCUGCUCACCGAAGUAAAAGCGGAACCCUCCACCCCGACGCUCGAAUCUGAAAGUAAAUCAAUAGGCAACAUUCCAAAGCUACUCCCGCUGACAACUACGGCAGCCACCGUAACCAUGAUCAAGCAAGAGCUUCCGGAGGUCAAACAGGAACCUCCAUCUACUUUCAAGAAAGAGGACUUUGAGGAAACUGGUCCCGCCAUGACACCGGACCUACUCCUCGACGAGGCACUAAUCAAAAAGGAAGGUAUUGUAUCGGAACUACUGCUUCCGACCGACCGUUGCUUCAAAGAAGCUCAACACCUUGACGACAAAAGUCUCCUAUCUGAUAUUCUAACCACGGAUGCUAAUAUUAUAACGAGUAAGACUACCGGUAGUGAUAGUUGUACCAUCAACAGCAAGAACAAUAGUGUUAGUACCAACAACAGUAGUAUUAGUAACGCAAAAGUACAAUUAGUCGAUAAUGUCCAACCUGAAAUUCCGGCCUCGAUGGUUAAACGGAGACCGUUGCUGGUCGCCUGCAAAAAGACCACGCCGAAGAAGUCACCCCCCAAUAGCUAUAAGAAUCUGAUCAAACGUACAAAUUUGGACGACGAAGCUACCAUCACAGUUCUCAGCGACGAUGAAGUGGAGGAAGACGAAGAGGAGCGAACUGCCAAGAAAGAACCUCGGCGAAAGCUAAUGAUGUCCAAACCACGAAAGUUACUAAAGCGAACCCGAAGGGUGUUCGGUGCGGAACAGCUACGUCAUUUAAAGAAGAUCAACAAAACGCUCUUCAAAACCAAACACAUCCGGAGGGUUAUCCAGCGGCCAUCAUGUAUUCCUAAGGAUCCACAGGUGGCAGAAACCAACCCACGAUCGGCAGAAAUUAUCUCAAAAGAUCCCAAAGAAGACUUGUCCACAUCAACCGAAACCCCCCAGCCCAGACCGCAUGAGGAACGACCGCGACCGAUGUCUAACGUCGAACUUACAAUUGAUCUUGUUGCAAAGGGCUACUUUUCUGAACCGGAAAUAGUCUCCGCAGAAUCAGCAGCCAAGUCACGUACGCUUAAGAAGCUAAAGCUGCAAGAAGGACGUUCCCAGUCUGAGCAGAACCGAGGAAAGCGGGAACGGAGCACCGAGGGAAAACGACCUUCAUCCAAGAAGCCCAAAAAAUUGGACCCACUGGAAACCGAUUUUGACAAGCGCAAGAGUAAGAGCAAGUCUAAGAAAAUGAACCCUACCCCGGAGCCUACGGAUGCUCCCAUCAACAGCAAGGACUGCAAGAAAACUUCUAAAUCGAAGUCGCCACCGACGAUAGAAUCGAAUGAGGAAAAACAUAAAAAAGAACCGAAACAAAGCAGCAAGAAGAAAUCCAAUACCAAAGUCCCGAAAGACGGUGGAAUGAAACGUGCUACCUCAACGCCUGUUCCCCCAGCUGCAGAAGCGCCGGUGGAAGUGCAAGAACCCCAACCCCUGCUAGAGGACCCACUUCGCAGCACAACUCCACUGGAUGUGAGCGCGAUCGGUGCCGAGUCCACGAUCGAUGAUCGGGAAACGGACUUCGACGAUGCCACAACGAUGCUGGUGGACGAUGACUUGAUGAGUGUCGACACCACUACGAUGAUCAACCGGCACAACAAUAACAACAACAGCACCGUGGAGAACAAAAACACAUUCGGAGGGGUUGAGAGUGGCCCAGUGCAGGAGGAUACGACAGUGCCAUCCACUUCAACGGCCGUAGCAACGGUGGAAGAUCGGUCAACUGGGCAACACGUUGAUCAGCUACCGGGUGAUGAUGAUGAGGACGACGAGGAUGAUGAGGAGGAGAUCAUGCUUGCCAAGAGAUUUGCCAAAAAGAGUAGUUCACUGAAGAGGACCUCACGCUCGCGAUCCAAGUCGAAAUCGCGGAAGUUCAGCAUCAAAAAGCGACAUCGCGUCCGCAUGACCGCCGAAGUCGAGGAAGUGAUCAUACCAAGGAAAUGCACCGGCGCGCCACGCUGGAGCAAUGGCUGGACCUGGGAGGGACAUCCGUUCCAGGGGAAAGUGUUUUUGAACAGUGACGAUCCUCCGGUGUUACGGACGUGUUAUCCAGCGAUGCGACACUCCGAGGGUGACAUCAUAAGGCCACGGGACUGUGUGCUGCUCAGGGCGGGAAGCAAGCGCGCGGAGUUGCCUUACGUGGCCAAGGUGGCACAUCUGUGGGAAAAUCCGGAAGAUGGGGAAAUGAUGAUGUCGCUUCUGUGGUACUACCGACCGGAACACACGGAGCAGGGGCGACAAUCUGUUGACGGGCCAGAUGAGGUGUUUGCCUCGCGUCACAAGGACCACAACAGCGUAGCAUGCAUCGAAGAUAAGUGCUACGUACUGACAUUCAGCGAGUACUGUAGAUUCCGUCGUCAGCUAAAAGGCUUCGAAGAAGGCAUCGAGGAACAUCCGUCGAUCGUCCCGGCGCUUCGUCGAGAAAAUCCUCGCGUUCCGCCCUCCGUUGUGGCUCCCGAUCUGGUCAUGUACUGUCAGCGUGUAUACGAAUUCCGACUGAAGCGUCUCCUGAAGCAACCCUCCUAGUGUUGGAAACUGGUGGUAGCGCGCCGGCCAAUAAUAGCUCCAAAGGUAGCGCUCGCCACCACGGACCAACACGUUGCAUCGCAGGAAGCAACAGCACCGUUGGGCGCCAAUAUUGUAGCAACAACUGCAGCUCCGUCAACAAUCAAACCACAUAUCCGCAGUUAAACCAGAUCCCUAUACAAAAUAACAACUGCAGAGAUGAUCUUCCUUGACGUGAACGUGAACCAAUGGAACCAAUUUUCUUCAACGGACGAUUGCAACCCAAAUCAUUGCGUCAACUAACAAAACACACACAACCCUUAUGCGUACAUGUUUAGUCGUAAUUGUGGUGUAAAAAUGUACUUUUCGAGAUCUAGUCCAAAGGAGUGUGCGAAGCAAUUCGGAACUAAAAACAAAUUUAACAGUCAACAACAACAUUUUUGUCUAACACAUGCUGGAACAUUUUUAGGGAAAUCCAUGCAUUAGCUGAUUCUCAACAUCUUCAGGCAAUUCCAAAAAAAUGUGAACACACAGCGUUAUCCAAACGUACUUUUUACGAUUAUUUUGCUAUACACUUUUUAUUAUGAUUUUUUGAUUUUAACAUUUUUUGCUAUUGUAUAGUUUCAAGUUUACUAUCCUCAAUUCUUAUAAAACGCUAAUAUAUUUCAACUAUUCUAUUUUUGUUAUCGUUUACAUGGUUAAUAAUAUUAUUUGUAAAUAAACUUUAGUUGUUUAUAACUCAAAGAAAGCAUUAGGCAGAAAGAAGCGAAAUCAAAAUCUAUUCUAAAGGAUACAGUCACUAGUAAGCAAAACGCAACACUAAAACUUUUGAGCCGUAUUUAUUGUUAGCAAAGUGGACAAAAUAGAGCAACAGGAUUAUAGAACUAAUUCAAAGUCAAACGAGAAAAGCAUCAUACUAGAAUAAUGCUUAACAAGCAUAACAGAGACAAGAUUUCAAAGUUUUGCUUAUUGAUUAACAAUAGAGAUAGAUUGUUUGCAUUUGUUUCUAGUAAGCUGCACACAAACACACAGAAAGUGCCAAUCGUCACAGCAACGAUCAUUUCCAUUGAAUUGCACACACACUUUUGUUGAUGGCAUAUUUUGAUAUUUCAAAAAAGUACAAGCCUGAUAUUAUUGAAUUUGUUGAAAAUUACAAGAGAAAGCAUUUGUUUACUGGAAAAGUUGUUAAACUUAACAUAUAAUAGGUUGAGUAUUGAAUAAUAACAAAGCGAAAUUAUGAAUUGCAUGCCACAUGAUCCAUAAGCUAAGCAAAAACAUAUGCAAAAGCUUCAAAGUAAUAGUCAUUGUACUGCUUUUUGUGCGUAAAAGUUAAAAUAUAGUAACAGUAAAAAAGGUAAUUCAACUCUGAAUUUGCCAAAUCUUUUGUUAGUUUAAUUGAAAUAAUCAGCAAAUCAAUAAUUGAAACAGUUGAACAAAAACAGAAGAAAAAUACCUAUAGUUAAUACGAAUUAAAUCAAUCUUCACAAACAAUUUUAGUCUGAUAAAGCGCAUAAUUACACAUACAUUAGACACAUAUGCCGUAUACAAAAACACUAAUUGUUAUCGCUACUACCAGGUAAUGAGUAUCCAGUACCUUAUAAUUUGAAUUGCGUGCAGAAGGUUAGAGACCACUUCAAAAAAUGGAAAAGUGGAUAUCCAAGUAUAUGAAAAGUAUGCAUAAUUAUUAUUAUUAUUAUUAUAUAUGGAAAAUCAAACAAGAAUAUAUAUACAAUUAUACACUAUAAAAGAAACAAGUGUAAGUAGAAUAGGUUAAAGUAACAAACAAUUCAAACGGAACGAUACAAUCCUCUCUGAAGCAGCGCCAGUUAAUGGCUGGCACUGUCAUCCCCAUUCUUAGUGUUUGAUUUCUGUCACCCUUUGCGAUAAUUGUUGUAGAGAUGUUUUUAAAUACUUCAUAAAUUGCUAUUAAUUUUCUAACCUGUUUAUCAGAACCUGUCAACCGUGAAAAAUAAAACUAGAGAUGAAAAAUAUUCACAUAAAGUUGGAAUCUAGGAACUUAGACCAUGGCUAAUAAUGAGCAUCAAAGUUUGGAAUACAAUGUUUGGAAUGAUUAGGAAGCUACCCGGAAAUAACGUAAUAGAAAUCAUAAUCUACAUCACGCACAUAAAUACAGAAAUAUGAAAGAAAACAUGAACAAAUUCUUUACUGCACAAUUUUCCCCAAUCCUAAGCUUUUAAGAGCAAUAGAUUAUUAGUUCGUACCGCGAGUUUAUAAGUUUACAUCGAUUACAUUCUCCUCUCAGUGACGUAGUUUUAAUUGUAAUUCUACUGUACCAUAUAGGUUAAGCGGUCAGGUUGAUUCAUUUGCUAUGUAAAAGGUAUUUUAAGUAUACAGCUCAGUGACGUCCCCAUUACCUGGUUUCCUCUUACAAUAUCUACUUUGCAUAAGUUUUUGUAUGAUAACCCAUCUAUGAUUAGGUAACACAAUAAGUUUUCUGUAAAAUAAAUACUGGACAUACUAACUUGCAAUUUGUUAAAAAAUGCCAAGUAUGGAGAAAGGAAAAUUCUACAACAGAAUACACUACUGACACAGCAAAACGAUUAUAAAGAACCGUGUUUACUUACGAAAGGAGUCCGGUAAGUGAGUAAAAAUAUUAUGAACUCUUAUCAGGCAAUUGGCUCUGGCUGCUAUAUAAGCCACAACUUGUCGAGAAAACGACGCAAAAAGGAUAAAUUGGAAGACACACAUUCAUACACACGUACAUACAAGAAUUAUGUGGCAAAGAUAAUUGAAAAAAAAAACCAUGAGCAAAAUUAGA
This is a messenger RNA of Armigeres subalbatus, 11873 nucleotides long. It is a transcript of the gene Hers, whose product is annotated as titin. Gene Ontology annotation, molecular function: chromatin binding; transcription cis-regulatory region binding. The transcript is spliced from 12 exons. The coding region runs from base 1049 to 9115 and encodes 2688 amino acids. Gene Ontology annotation, cellular component: chromatin silencing complex. The record is from RefSeq and is a predicted model, not a curated record. NCBI's taxonomy places the organism in Eukaryota, Metazoa, Arthropoda, Insecta, Diptera, Culicidae. Gene Ontology annotation, biological process: negative regulation of DNA-templated transcription; heterochromatin formation.